Molecule: messenger RNA, 3714 nt
Organism: Penicillium odoratum
Lineage: Eukaryota; Fungi; Ascomycota; Eurotiomycetes; Eurotiales; Aspergillaceae
Exons: 1
Coding region: 1-3714 (1237 amino acids)
Source: RefSeq, a predicted model, not a curated record
AUGCAACACUACUCCAGAUCCGACUUUCUGGACGCCGGGAGCUUGACUCGCUCACGCAGUACCAGUCUAUCUAGUGACUCUCGAGUCAAUCUCAUGUCGCCGCCAUCCGUCAGCCCCCCGCCUGCUUUUAUUUCUUCCUCUGCGGCUUCGGAGAUCAUUACAUCCGACCAAGAAUUCAAUGCCGCUGAUUUUGUCGCCGAGGAUGAGGACACCGGUAGCACCGCCAGUGCCUUGGUCACCCCCGCGGCACUGUCUCUUUUGAAUGGCUUCCUUGAUAAUUUGUUGUUUAAUAUUCUCGCGGCUUCCAAAUCUACACAACUCGCCUGUAUUCGACCGGUUUUGGCAGACGUCCUAAAACCUCGCCUCGCACAAGAAGUGGUGGCCACAGCAGAUGAAGAGCUGGGUGAAUACAUGGGCGGCGAGGAGGACGAGGAAUCGGAAUUCCGGGGAGGUCAAGAACCCGGCGGAGACUUUGAUCUUGCUCGGUCUUGGAAGUUGACCCGUCUACGAUGCAUGGUUUACACCAGACUCGGCGACAUGGAAGAGGAGGAUGAGGACGAAUACAUCGCGCAGGAGGGUCUUGGGGAGUCCGACGGUGCUCCCCGCAGGUUCUCGAGCCAUGUCGACAACAUCACUCCCGCAGCAGCGAUCUUUUUAACUUCCAUUAUUGAGCACAUCGGCGAGCGAGCGCUUGUCAUUGCGGGCGAGACCUCGCGAUCAAGGUUAUCCACGAAACUAAAUGAUACCGAAAGUCAAUUUUCAGACGAUAUGGAGGACCACCGCAAGCGAAUUGAGCGGUUGGUCGUGGAGGAUCUCGAUAUGGAGAAACUUGCGCUGAACGCGACGCUGGGUCGCUUAUGGCGCACCUGGCGCAAGCGUAGACGUGGAACUACCCUUUCGCGAACAUUGUCUCGCGAGUCUUUCCGACGCCGCACCUUUUCUCACAGCCUGAUCAACAGCCGCAAGAGCAGUAUUGCGACCAUCGAGGAGCCGGUAACCCCCGCAGAGGCUGAUCAGGAUGCUCCCGCGCCAAUUGAUCCAAUCGCAGUGCCUCUACCCAUGGGCGACCACGAUAUUGAUGAAAUUGAGGUUCCUGGGUACAACCCGGAUAUGGAGGACGAGGUAGCUCAUACAAUGCAGGCGGUUGUCGCUCACAAAGUGCGACCGCGGAGUUUGAUGGUGGUCCCCUCACCAUCGCUGGUGACACGGUCGGGCAACUCUCCUCUGAGCGCGUCCGCAGUCGAAAGUCCUAUGUUUCUUCAUGCUCGCUCUAGAUCGAUGCCAAACCACAAGUCGGAUCUACCUCAGGUGUCCCAGGAGCAGGCCGAGGAGGAGGAAGAAGCCUCUCCAGGUCAAUCAUCGCCCAAGUCCUCCAGAUCUGCCCGCUCACCUUCCAAGGAGAAGCAGCUGGAAACCAUGUACGAGGAUGAUGAAUCGACUGAAUUUGUAGAUGCAGCCGAGUCUAUCAUGGGAAUCGCAGUUACCACGGAAAAUGAGGACUUCAAAGAAGUUGCGGAGUUGUCCGACAAGGAGCGCAUGUCUGUCGUACAAGAGGAGGAGACUGCGCCGUCAGUUGGUGAAACGGUCGCAUCAUUGCGAUCACGUCUGCACGAGGACGAAGGGACAGACAGCAACCGUGUUUCGGCUUCGUCGAUAAGUGAUGGACCCACCAAGGACCCGGAAGUUAUCGAAGGACAGGGGAUGCGCGAGAAGCCGACACUGACGUCGACCAUUCAGCGGCCGAAGAAAAUGCAAAGUAAGGAUGUUUCUCAGUCUGAUGCAAAGCCGAUCAUUGCAGAAACUAGUGGCCCCGACCUUCCCUCCACCCAAUCUAUGCAAGGGGUGGAGCCCGCACUGGCACUACCCGCCGACGCCACCAUCGAAGCUAUCAAGACUCCUAGUGAUAGCGAUACUAUCGAGGCCGAUCCUAAUAAAUCAGACAUGAAAUCCGUGCCUGAAGAGGCCCCUUUGAAUGAAGCGGAUUUUUCUGAGAAACCCUCCGACAUUUCUUCAGAGACCGCUGCUAUCAGCAACUCCCUCAUUCCCAGCUCUGGCCAAAGUGCUGCUGAAUCCGCUGUUGAAGACUUGUCUGGUUCUGAAGCUGUAACUCCAGAAAUCUCUCGACAACAUUCGACUUCGGGCGACAGUGAACGAUCUCAACAAUCACGCACCCGCCGCAGGCCCACCCCGUUGGUGGUGACUAGCAACCGCAGCUCUCCAACACUUGAACAGCGAGCUGCUGUGCAGCGUAUGUCUGGUCGCUCAGCUACAUCAAUCUCCUCAACAAUCCAAAGUCAAAGCAAGCCUCGUCGCUCAGAGAGCUUUGGCAGUGCUCGCGAAAAGCGCCCAAUCACUGCUGGUUCUACGACAUCUUCUCAAGUUUCAAACAAACUAAAAGGCCUGAUGACUCGUCCCCCAGGCGAGUCCCCGUCCCUCCGGCUCCGCAGCUCUUCUGAUACGAGCCGGGCGUCUGGUAGUGCAGACUCAUUGGAGAACGACACCACCGAUUUGGACAAGUUAAUCAACAGUGAUGAGACCAUCCAUUUCACGUUGACUCCGCGAAGUGUGCGAGAGAUGACCUUCCCGGAUGUGUCUCGACCAAUUCCUCGCUCAGACACCACGACCACGACUGAUCUCGCAGAGUUCCUGAAGAACACCGGCCCACCGGGAGCGGACCCUCGAGCAUCUGUCUCUUCCAAGGCCACUGGAGAACAAACCAUUGGAACUGCCAAAUCGCUUGAUUCCCCCAAGCACAUCCCACUCUCUUCUCGGAUGAGCCUCUCUCCAACGGCUGCUGCUGUACCAGCUCGUGAGACUCGUACCAGUAGCAAACCAUCUGGUCCCACCAGCUCUCCGACUCCCGUCGACUCCCCCAGAUCUGUUCGAACUCAGCCUAGUAUUUCGUCCACUGGGUCAAAUCCGAACCGGCCCAAGCUGCAGGCUCGUGCAGCGGAGACGCGUGGAUCGGAGACUUCUGAAUUGAUCGAUUUCAUUCGCCAAGGGCCGCCGCAGUCUGGUGCCCACCGUAUCCCUCGUACAGUGGCACCAUUCCGAAACACAAUCGACUCGGAUGAUCUUCAAAUUAACCCCCAGAACGGUUCUGUUGGUGAAAGUUCUAGUAUCAGCAAGUCGUUUACAUCUCGUACUGGGCUGCUGGAUUCAAACAACCGCCCCAAUGGUCAAGCCAAGUCGAUCAACAUGGCGGAGCCUGCUCAACCCGUGCGCAAGCAACGACGUGUUCCGGACCCCUACGCCAUUGAUGACGACGAUGAUGAUGACGAUCUAUUUGAGGAGUUCAUCCAAGCCAAGCCGCCUGCUCGCCAGGAGGAGAGUCUAAUUGAUUUACUACGCAGCGAACCCCCACCCAACUUCAACAACGCCCCGCCCCAGCCAUUCAACGUGAGACCAUCUGCCUCAUCAAGCUCGAAUGGCUCUGUUGGUAUGAAGUCAGGAAUGGGUCCCUCGUCAAAGAUGUCGGUCAGCUCUAUGCGGUCCGCCUCACAAUCAAACUACACCUCAAAGGUCGGUAUGGAGCGCAAUCCUGGCAUCAUACCAUCCACCUCAAACCGUCAAACCGAGACCAGCGCAUUGGCGGACUUCCUCCGAAACACUGGCCCGCCAGAAGUCCCUCCCCAGAGACCCACGAGCCCCAAGAUUAAUAAAGAAGGCGGAUUUUCCCGCUUCUUCACACGCCGCAAGAAGGUCGGAGUCUAA